This is a messenger RNA of Pipra filicauda (Wire-tailed manakin), 2187 nucleotides long. RefSeq names its product myeloperoxidase-like. The coding region runs from base 1 to 2187 and encodes 728 amino acids. Gene Ontology annotation, biological process: response to oxidative stress. Lineage: Eukaryota; Metazoa; Chordata; Aves; Passeriformes; Pipridae. The record is from RefSeq and is a predicted model, not a curated record. The transcript has 13 exons. Gene Ontology annotation, molecular function: heme binding; peroxidase activity.
AUGACUCUCUUAGGAUCCAUCAUCACCCUCUGCUUGGUCGGGGCCAUGGACUCCUCACUGAAUGAGGUCUCAGAGGUGCUGUCAGACUCGUCUCUUCUGAGCAUCAUCAGUGAGGCCAGGCAGCUGGUGGACACAGCAUAUUUACAGGCCCGAAGGAGCUUAAAGAAAAAACUGGAGGAAAAGCUUGCCAACCCAAUGGAUUUCCUGAAGCACCUUAAGGACCCUGUGGGAAGAACCAGGUCUGCAGUCCGGGCUGCUGAUUACAUGGAAACUACUUUGAAACUCCUCAAAAGGAAACUGCAUCUCUCUGGGGAGCAGAGAUUCAAUGUCACAGACCUGCUAAGCAGAAAGCAGAAGGAGAUGAUUUUCAGAGGCACCGGUUGUUACUCUCAGACUCGUCCCAUUAAAUGCCCAAAGCAGGACAUUUAUCGGACCAUUACCGGGGAGUGCAACAACAGAAGACACCCUCACCUGGGGUCCUCCAACCGUGGGUUUGCCCGCUGGCUCCCGGCAGUGUACGAGGACGGAGUGUCUGUUCCCAGAGGAGCAAGUGAAGGAAGGCACUACAACGGAUUCCCACUCCCCCUGGUUCGAAAAGUGUCCAACGAAAUCGCUCACACGGCCAACGAGAACGUCACUGCAGACCAGGAGCUCUCUCUGGUCUUCAUGCACUGGGGCCAGUGGGUCAACCACGACAUAGACCUGGCCCCUGCCAGCGGGGAAGGAGCCAGCCUGGAGCUCCUGUGCCACACUGACUGUGCCUUCAAGCCUCCCUGCUUCCCCAUUAAGUUCCCCCCCGAUGACCCACGGGUGGUGGGGCCCGACACCUGCAUGCCCUUUGUCCAGUCGGCCCCCGCGUGCACUCCCGGGGCGUUCUCCCGGGAGCAGCUCAACGCCGCCACCUCCUUCAUCGAUGCCAGCACCUUGUACGGCAGCGACGGCGCCCUGGCCCGCAGCCUGAGGAACCUCAGCGGCCAGCUGGGCCUCAUGGCCGUGAACCAGGACUUCACGGACGCGGGGCUGGAGCUGCUGCCCUUUGAGAACGUGACAAAGAGCGUCUGUGUCCUCACCGACCCGGGCGCCAACAUCCCCUGCUUCAGAGCAGGGGACAAACGUGUGACUGAAAACCUGGGACUUUCUGCCAUGCACACGAUCUUUCUCCGAGAGCACAAUCGCCUGGUCACGGAGCUGAGGGAAUUAAAUCCCCACUGGGAUGGGGAAAAGCUGUACCAGGAGAGUCGAAAGAUUGUGAUUGCCAUAAACCAGAUAAUAACAUAUAGGGAUUACCUCCCACUUCUGCUGGCUGAGGAGACCAGCAAGUGGAUCCCUCAGUACCGUGGUUAUGAUGAGGAGGUGGAUCCCAGAGCCUCAAACGUUUUUUCCCUGGCUUUCCGAUUCGGCCACACCUCGGUGCAGCCCUUUGUGUCCCGCUUGGAUGAGGGUUUCCAGCCUCUGGGUUCCUUCUCCCAUGUCCCUCUGCAUCUGACCUUCUGUGCUACUUGGAGAAUUAUAAUGGAAGGAGGCAUCGACCCCCUGGUCCGGGGCAUGGUGGUGGAUCACGCGAAGAAGAUGGAACAGAACCAGCUGAUGGUGGAGGAGCUCCAGAACCACCUCUUUGAACAGCUGGAGGUCAUGGGGCUGGAUUUAGCAGCCAUGAACAUGCAACGGGGAAGAGAUCACGGCCUGCCAGGUUACAAUGCCUGGAGGGGCUUCUGUGGGCUCUCCCAACCCCAAACUGUGGAAGAAUUCUCUGAGGUGCUUGGCAAUCCCCAACUGGCCAAGAAGUUCCUGGAUGUGUACGGGACACCGGACAACAUCGACCUGUGGAUCGGGGCGGUCGCAGAGCCCGUGGUUCCCCAGGGCAGGGUGGGACCCCUCCUGUCCUGCAUCAUUGGCACCCAGUUCAGGAACCUGCGGGAUGGGGACAGGUUCUGGUGGGAGAACCCAGGAGUUUUCACUCCACAACAGCUGCAAGCACUGAGAAAAAUCACACUGUCAAAGGUGUUCUGUGACAACACUCGUAUCCAGAAGAUACCCAGGGAUGUGUUCAGGAUCAACAGUUACCCUGAGGACUUCACUGACUGCCAGGAGAUCGACACGCUCGACCUCUCACCCUGGAAAGAUGAACCUGAGAGUGGCACAAAAGGCACGUUCCUCUCGCACUUUCAAGAUCUGGUCAACCACUGA